AUGCCGUUGGGUCUUAUAACGGGGAUUGCAAGAGCAAUGAGGAGGAAGCGGCCGUCGUCGCUUGACAUUCUGUCCUCCAAACGAGCUCCGCGCAAUUACUACAAGGGCAAGAACUGCAAGCCUACUGGUUUCCACACCCGUAAAGGUGGUUAUGUUAUCGUGCCGGAGAAGUUGCCCAACUACGUAGUCCCUGAUUUGACGAACUUCAUGCUCAAACCGUAUGUAUCUCAGUGCCCAAUAGAAGUUUUGACAACAGAAGCUUCAGAACCGAUCAAAUAG
Linum trigynum is the source of this 279-nucleotide messenger RNA. The record is from the annotation of a GenBank genome assembly. NCBI's taxonomy places the organism in Eukaryota, Viridiplantae, Streptophyta, Magnoliopsida, Malpighiales, Linaceae.